CAGAAGAAGGUUAUAAAGCUCUGGCUUCAGCUCUGAGAUCAAACCCUUCACACCUGAUAGAGCUGGAUCUCACAGGAAAUGAUCCUGGACAAUCAGGAGUGAAGCAGCUCAGUGAUUUACUACAGGUUAAAAACCAUAAACUAAAACUGAGGUUUUUGGGUCCUACUGCAGAUGAAGCCUGUCAGUAUGUGAAAGGAAUUGUGGGUAAAAACCCAUUACUCCUGAGAGAACUGAAUCUGAGUGAAAAUAAGCUGCGAGUGAAUCAGAUCACUGCUCUACUGCAGGAUAAACACUGUAAACUCAACACACUGAUGUUGAAGAAUAGCAGUAUUACAGAAGAAGGUUGUGCUGCUCUGAUUUCAGCGUUUGAUUCAAAUCCUUCAAACCUGAUCGAGCUGGAUCUGAGUGGAAAUAAACUAGAAAACUCAGGAAUAGAGAAGAUCUGUCUUCUGUUGAAAAAUCCUCAAUGCAAAUUCAUGAAACUGAAACUCUCAGACUGCAGUAUCACAGAAGAAGGUUAUAAAGCUCUGGCUUCAGCUCUGAGAUCAAACCCUUCACACCUGAUAGAGCUGGAUCUCACAGGAAAUGAUCCUGGACAAUCAGGAGUGAAGCAGCUCAGUGAUUUACUACAGGUUAAAAACCAUAAACUAAAACUGAGGUUUUUGGGUCCUACUGCAGAUGAAGCCUGUCAGUAUGUGAAAGGAAUUGUGGGUAAAAACCCAUUACUCCUGAGAAAACUGAAUCUGAGUGAAAAUAAGCUGCGAGUGAAUCAGAUCACUGCUCUACUGCAGGAUAAACACUGUAAACUCAACACACUGAUUCUGAAUAACAGCGAUAUCACAGAAGAAGAUUGUCGUGAUCUGACUGAAGCUUUAAAUUCAAACCCUUCAAAUCUGACAGAACUGAAUCUGAGUCAAACUAAACUCAGAAACUCAGGAAUGAAGAUCUUCUCAAGUCUGUUUAAGAAUGAACAGUGUCGACUGAAAAAACUGAAGUUUAGUUCUGUCUGUAUUACUGAAGAAGGUUGUUCUGUUCUGGUAUCAGCAUUCAAUUCAAAUCCUUCAAACCUGAUCGAGCUGGAUCUGAGUGGAAAUAAACUCGGAGACUCUGGAGUGACUCAAAUCUCCAGUCUAAUGAGAAAUGUACAGUGUUCACUGCAGAUACUCAGACUCUCAGACUGCAGUAUCACUGAAGAAGGUUAUAAAGCUCUGGCUUCAGCUCUGAGAUCAAACCCUUCACACCUGAUAGAGCUGGAUCUCAGAGGAAAUGAUCCUGGACAAUCAGGAGUGAAGGAGCUCAGUGAUUUACUACAGGAUAAACAGUGUUCAUUAAAGACCGUCAG
Molecule: messenger RNA, 1342 nt
Organism: Carassius auratus (goldfish)
Lineage: Eukaryota; Metazoa; Chordata; Actinopteri; Cypriniformes; Cyprinidae
Product: ribonuclease inhibitor-like
Exons: 8
Molecular function (GO): protein binding
Source: RefSeq, a predicted model, not a curated record